This is a messenger RNA of Tripterygium wilfordii, 733 nucleotides long. RefSeq names its product ethylene-responsive transcription factor 12-like. Gene Ontology annotation, molecular function: DNA binding; DNA-binding transcription factor activity. The coding region runs from base 96 to 569 and encodes 157 amino acids. The transcript has a single exon. The record is from RefSeq and is a predicted model, not a curated record. Gene Ontology annotation, biological process: regulation of DNA-templated transcription. NCBI's taxonomy places the organism in Eukaryota, Viridiplantae, Streptophyta, Magnoliopsida, Celastrales, Celastraceae.
GAUUACGGAAGACUGCGUGGGUCCCGCCAUUCUAUUCCUUCUUCGCUUCUCCUUUCGAUUAAAGCUUCAGCUUUCGCUUGCUGUUUUUUUUUUUCAUGGCGUCCGCUGGGUCACGUGAGGGGCACUACAGGGGAGUGAGGAAGAGGCCGUGGGGUCGUUACGCAGCUGAAAUACGUGACCCGUGGAAGAAGACGAGGGUGUGGUUGGGUACAUUCGACACACCGGAAGAAGCUGCACUUGCAUACGACGGAGCCGCUCUGUCUCUCCGUGGAUCUAAAGCAAAGACCAACUUCCCGGCUCCUCCAACUGGGCUUUCUCUGGACCUCAAUAUCCCAUCAGACCACCACCAUCAUCGUUGGGCGCCUCCGUCGGCCCAACGUCUCGGUCUCGGGGAUUUUCUCCAUACUGGUGUUCUUAAGGGCAUGAACUUUACCGGCACCGAGCUUCCGUCAUCGUCACGUGAUGUUGCUGUUACCGUCGCGCCUACUAUCCCAGAGAACGUCACGUUUGGUAUUGUCCGACGUGGCCUGCCCGUUGAUUUGAAUGAGCCUCCACCGCUCUGGCUGUAAAUGAUUGCGCUAACUUAGCUUCUUUAAGUUAUCAACCGGCGACGUUUUGUUCUAGCUUUAGGAAAACAAAAGGCAAAAAAAAUGUAAAAGAUCCGAUCUUUAUUUGAAGCUGAGAAAAUGUGACUGUCGUGUAUAUAUAUGCUUAAUGGUUAUUUAGUUUUUCU